Messenger RNA from Mesorhabditis spiculigera, 639 nucleotides. Lineage: Eukaryota; Metazoa; Nematoda; Chromadorea; Rhabditida; Rhabditidae. The record is from the annotation of a GenBank genome assembly.
AUGGCCGACCCAGUUGCCGAUUUUCUGGCCCGCGAGCAGGAGUUGUUCGCCGAGAUCGACGGCGGAAAUGCGCCAGCCAAUCCUCCGGCCCAAGGUGCUCCCGCCGAUUUCGGUGACGAAUUCGGGCAAAUGGCCGCCGCCGAGCCUCCAUCCAUUCCUAACAACGAUUCGGGCGUCGACCUCGCCACCGCCGAUGUGCUUGCCCCGGCGUUUGCUCUUGCCGACGCGCCAGUUGGCCAGCAGAACGGCGGCGGUUCGGAGAGGACAUCCCCUGCCCCUCGUGCCGCCAUGACCAAGGAGGUGGCCGAGAACAUCAAGCGGUGGCAAGAAGAGCAGAAGGUCAUGCUCGCUGCUAAGGACGCCGAGGAGGAGAAGACGAAGGACGAGUGGCGGAAGAAGGCGAAGGACGAGCUCGUCGACUGGUACAAGAAGCGGGAGCAGCAGCUGAAGGAGCUCAAGCAGGCCAACGAGAAAGCCGAGAAGCAGCACGCGGCCGAUGGAGACCGGGGCCAGAGCGUCGACGCGGCAUGGGAUGAGGUGGCCGCGCUGUGCGACGCGAAGCCGAAGGGAUGCUCGAGGGACGUGUCGCGGAUGAAGGCCCUCCUCGUGCAUCUCAAGGAGCAGCAGACUGGCAAGAAC